Diuraphis noxia (Russian wheat aphid) is the source of this 3384-nucleotide messenger RNA. Its product is annotated as octopamine receptor beta-1R-like. The record is from RefSeq and is a predicted model, not a curated record. Gene Ontology annotation, cellular component: plasma membrane. Gene Ontology annotation, biological process: adenylate cyclase-activating adrenergic receptor signaling pathway; positive regulation of MAPK cascade. Gene Ontology annotation, molecular function: octopamine receptor activity; adrenergic receptor activity. Lineage: Eukaryota; Metazoa; Arthropoda; Insecta; Hemiptera; Aphididae.
AAAAAUCACUAUUAACUAGGAUCGCACGUAUCGAUCGUCCAGUGUAUAACUACAGGUAGGGCCGGGUACAUUACCUAAAUAAACAACGUAUAAUAUUAUCAUUUUGAUGGCCGUGCCAUAAUAUUACUGUUYGCCAUUGUCGGAAGAAUUUUCCCAACGUUUGAUCGCACGUAUACGUAUAUAGCAGCCGUCGUAACGAGUUAUUUACACUUGUCGGUUCGGUUCGAUUGAGCUGAUUUUUAACCCACGAUCGUCGACAUGCUGCCGUCGUCGAACGGCCGGGACGACGGCGUCAGUGUCAGCGGCAGCGGUGGCGUCGGCCGACUACUGCGGUGCGCGUGCGGCGUCCGGACCGGAAACGGUUGGAAAAUGUAGUUUGUGGUCCGGAAGCAACGGAGACGGCGGCGGAAGAGCUAGACGUGCGGAAAAGAAGAUCCCGGGAUCGGUGAUAACAAAAAUGUUCGCGGCGGCGGCGGCGGCGGCUGCGGCCGUAGCGACGAUCAACGAGACGACUGAGGCGACGACAACCACGGCGUCCGUCACAACGAACGCUUCGACGGCAACUACGGUGGCCACGAUUGGCGCGACCGCGAUUUCCAGCGGCACCGUGGACGGACUGCUCGACAACCUGGCCGAUGAGGCGCGGUUCUGCGGCUACGUGGCCAAAUGUGCGGCCAUGUGUUUCAUAGUGGUGGCCGCGCUGUUCGGCAACCUACUGGUGAUGGUGAGUGUGAUGCGCCACCGCAAGCUGCGCGUCAUCACCAACUACUUCGUCGUGUCGCUGGCUCUGGCUGACAUGCUGGUGGCCAUAUUCGCAAUGUGCUUCAACGCCAGCUUCGAGAUUACCGGCCGCUGGAUGUUCGGUCGGUUCAUGUGCGAUGUCUGGAACUCGAUGGACGUGUACUUCUCCACCGUGUCCAUACUGCACCUGUGCUGCAUCAGCGUGGACAGGUACUACGCCAUUGUCCAGCCCCUGGACUACCCACUGAUCAUGACCAAGUCCCGGACGGUAGUCAUGCUGGCGUCCGUGUGGGUGUCACCGGUGCUCAUAUCGUUCGCGCCGAUAUUUGCUGGCUGGUACACGACCGCCGCGCACGACCGCGACCGGGCCCGUCACCCGGACGUGUGCACGUUUGUUGUCAACAAGCAGUACGCGGUCGUGUCGUCCGGUGUGUCGUUCUGGGUGCCGGGCGUCAUCAUGCUGUUCACGUACUAUCGCAUCUAUCAGGAGGCCGACCGACAGGAGCGCAUGCUCUACAGGAGCAAAGUGGCCGCUGCGUUACUUAACAAGCAUUUACAGAUCAACGGCAUAAGCGCACUUGGAGCGCUGUCGACUUCGGACGCUGUGAAAGACGUUGACGUAGAAACGGAUCCGGACUCGGGAGCUUUUCAACCUGCGGCCUCAAGUAACAAAAUGAAACGGGAGCGGAAAGCAGCCCGUACUUUGGGCAUCAUUAUGUCCGCGUUCUUGGCGUGUUGGCUACCUUUUUUUACAUGGUACAUGAUGAGCUCGCUGCUAGAAGGCGGUUCGUGGAUGCCCCGGUGGGUGACGGUGCUCGUAUUCUGGGUCGGCUACUUCAACUCGGCUCUCAACCCGCUCAUCUACGCGUAUUUCAACCGGGAGUUCAGGGUGGCGUUCCAAAAAACGCUGCAGAGCUGCUGGCCCAAGUCACCGCCGUGGUGUCCGCCGUGUCUACGCCGUCGGUACGAACAGUCGCGCAACGAGACGGUAACGGCGACCGCGGCUUUCGGCCAACAAAACAUGUACAACUAUAGCAACGCUUCCGAAGUGCACUACAUGAAUCCGGCCACCAUAGCUCUGCUCCAAAACAACGGUGGCAGUGGCGGCAAUAGCGGAAGUGGUGGAAACGGAUGUCRUACCGAACAAAUCGUUCUAUAAAAUAAUAAUAACAAAACCUAUAAUAUACCUAGCUAAUUUUUCUCCCCGAAGAUCUAUACGCGACGAUUUUCUCUGAAGCACUGGAUGGAUUACAAAAGGGUGUAUACCGAUAUUGGGUUAUAAAAUAAGGGGGGGGUAAUGCAAAGAUGCAGACAAGUCGUCCGAAACGGUUGAAAGUUAUUUUUCAAUUAAACUAUAUAAUAUGGAGAGAGAAAAUCAUUCUUAUCGAUAAACGCAGGUUAGGUACAGGUAGUUUAUGAUAGGUAUGUCAUUUAAAAAUUAAUAAAACAUUCCUGAGUCCUGAUGAUCACUAUGAAACUUCAGRCUGUGACAGGACUUCAGGCUUUUACUGCUAUGUGUGCACGCCACUGGAGACUAUAUAGUAUUAUAUAUUAUUAUUUGUUCGCGUAUUAAUAUAUAGUUAAGACUACACAAUAUAUUAUUAWAUAAUUACCGUUGACUAUUGAGAAUAUUAAGAGAAAAUAAUAUUACAAGGUUAGGUAUAGAGCCAAUGAAACAUUCCGCGUGGUCACCGAUGGCGUGAAUAGCACAGUGCUACAGUCACAAUGUAUUAUUUAGCGGCGGURACUAAGUCUAAACACUUGUGUUUUUAUUGAUGGCAUGGCAAAAUACAGUAGUUCUAUCUUGUAUUGUUGUAUUAUCAUUAUUGUAAAUAUAAUAUAUUAAUAUCCAUCGACAAUAUUUCAUUGUUGGUUCGUGCCCGUGCAGUGUGACAGUGACAGCACACAUUAUGUCAUGACCUCUUCCUUAAAAUAUCAUWAAACAAUUCUCUGAAUGUUGUCGAGUCUUAGAAGUCGCCAACCAAAACCGUUUCCGCAUUCAUAAAAAAUGCAAUAGCUUAGCGAUAUUAUUAUAAUACGGAGUAUACGCAUUACACAUAUAAUAAUUACAAGUUACAACUAUUAAUCUCAAAAAACGUUUCACGCUACAACCCAAUCACCCGUGUUCAUAUUUCGUUUAUGUAUUUUAGUCAUAAGUAUUCAAAACUAGUAAUUGCAGUGUACAAUUCAACAGAGCCCGAUAACAACAAAAUUUUAUAACAAAAUCACGAUUUAAAAACAAAAAUAUUGCAUAGAAUAUUAAUUUCGAUAGGAUAGAAAUUUAGAUACARUCAAAACAAAAAUUCGUAUUUUGUUUCAACAAAAAAGUAAUAAAAAAAAAAAACAAUUUUUUAUCGUAUUAAGUUACUUCUUGGUGUCGUAAAUAAUUAAUAAAGAAAAACUCUAAAUUUCCUAAUUUGACACUURGUGGUGACCUAUUUUUACAAAUGCAAAAAGUUUAAUAUGAAAUAAUUAAAUAUUUAAUCAGAGACACACUUGUUUCAACGUUCCUCUUUUAUAACGCUAAGUGGUUAAACAGCAUGAUAUUGCAUAGUUAAUCUAUAUACCUGCCUUCAGACAUUUUCAGUUUAUAAAAAUAAAAAUAAUAAACUUAUUUUUAUUGACUCUGUUUUUAAGUUAUAC